Messenger RNA from Dujonia railenensis, 1302 nucleotides. The record is from the annotation of a GenBank genome assembly. NCBI's taxonomy places the organism in Eukaryota, Fungi, Ascomycota, Pichiomycetes, Serinales, Debaryomycetaceae.
AUGAAAAUCGGAUUCUUACUACCGAUUGCUACCUGCCUAUCUUUGGCGAAUGCAACAGCUACAUCUAACACUUUCUUACUUCAGGCCAUUUCAAAUACAACCAAUACUAUAUCAUCGUAUGAAGACAAGUGCUAUAGAGAGACACAUACAAUCAGCAAUAGUAAUGACUUGAAAUACUUAGAAGAUUGUCAAACCCUCAAAGGUGAUGUCUUAAUUUCAAAUUUCAAAGAACCUAUCAUUCAGUUAAGCUCAAAUCUUCAAGAAAUUAGUGGUAGCUUGACUAUUAGAAAUGCCCCGCACCUAGUUAGAUUAGAAGGGCCAAAGUUGACUUCUAUUGGAGAAACAUUUUCAAUAAGAGAAUUAACAUCUUUGGCGCUAAUCUCCUUCCCAGAGUUGAAAUCGGUUAAAGUCUUAGAUUGGAAAGUAUUGCCAAUUCUUAGUACCGUCCAUUUCAAUAGUGAAAUCAAAGAUGUCGAAAGUAUUACAGUCACUGAUACUUCUCUAACAGCAUUCUCUGGAUUUAUGACAAAUAACUUGCACACUUUGGAUUUGAAUAAUAACAGAUUUCUAGAAAGUAUUACAUCAAACGUUGAGAGAGUUACUGAAAAGCUCCAUAUAGCAGCGAAUGCUGAGAAUGUCCAUGUUAAUCUUUCACAUUUGAAAUUUGCAAAGAACUUAACUAUUCAAGAAACUUCUAACAUUGACUUGAGUAGUUUAGAAAAUGUUGAAAAUUCUGCAAGUUUUAUCAACAAUUACUUCAAGCAAUUGAAAAUACCUAAAUUGAAAGCAAUUGGUGGAACCUUAAGUAUUUCGAGAAAUCAAGUAUUAAAUCAAGUAGAAUUCCCUAUGACAGAUGAAAUUGGUGGAGGUUUAGUGGUGGUAAACAAUACGGCUAUUGAAAAAAUCAACUUCUUACCAAAGUUAUCCAUUAUUGGUGAGGCAAUGGAAAUCGUUGGGAAUAUCAAAGAUAUUCAACUAAAGCAAUUGAAGUUAGUUAAGGGAAGCGCAAAGAUUACAGCGUUUUCGUCCAUAUUUGACUGCACCAAAUGGACAAAAAGUGAAGUCGGUUCAAUUAUAAGAGGAGGAAAGAUCGAAUGCACCAAUGCCAAGGGUACUAUUAAUACCAGUUCCAAUGGCACUGGCGAUGACAAUAGAAAUAUGGACGGUAUCAAUCACGAUGGUGCAUUCGCCGAACCAGCACCUGGAUUUAAAUAUCGUUCGGAGGCUGUUAAAAAAGCAAUUUCAUUUGUACUACUUUCCAUUGCCCUUAGUUCCUAUUACCUCGUGCUUAAACUAAAUUAG